UGCAGCAACUGUUUCCCAUGUCAAUUCCAGGUUUCUUUUCAACAUGGCUGGGAGUGGGCGAGGAAUAUUUCCUCAUGUUUCUGCUCUGUUGGCUUCUUUGGAAGCUGCAGAAGCCGCCGGUGACUCAGCCCCACGCCGAGCGGGACCUGGCAGCACAGACCCAGAUCAGCCUCUCACAGCCUCAAAAUGUCCCUGCUGCUUCGAGAUGUGUCACUGGAGGAGUCACCCUUCACCUGGCUGCCUCACUCCAAUCCCAGCACCCUCAUGUGUGUAUAUCCCUCUCAGAUUCUCCUCCUGCUAAAGCCUCCUGGUGUUGGGCUCCAUGGUCCUGGUGGGUCCUUUCCGAUUUGGGAUGCUCCACGACUCCACAAUUUGCUCUGCUCAUCCCUGUGGAACAAAUAUGCCCAAGCCACAAUGGUGAAUGGAGGGAAUGAGCAGGCUGUGGAGCACAUCUUUCCUCCUGGAUGCUUCAGCAAUGUUGGGAAUGUCUUCAGAGUUGGGAUUUGGACGUGGACCUCCUGCCAUCCCUGGGCGUGUAACCAUCAGGCUAUGGGUCUGAUUCAGUCUUACAGUUUUGAUGUCUCAAACAAACGUCAGCACCUUUACAAGGAGCACAUUGACAAGUGGAGGAGACAAGCAAGUGGGCUGGAGAAGACAUCUGCCUCCAAUAUUCUGAUGUACCUCAAGGACCUGCGUCUGGAGCCAAUCCUUGUUUGGAGGAUCAAAUCUGAAUUUCCUGAGUGCUCGAGGAAAGCCUGUCAGCAUGAUGGAGUAUCAGCAUCACUCAGCAGGACCUGCUGAGGAACCAGUGUGGGCUUGGCCCAUCCCAGCACUGCUUUAUCCUUUUAAAAUCUAAUCCUCUGUACAUCUCCCCUGGUCGUCAUGGAAAUCUGGACUGAGCUGGAUCCUUAUUUCCAAUUGUGGAUAUGGCACAACCAGACACUGAUUUUCAGAGAGGGUUCAUCACCUUUUUCACCAAUAUUGGGUUGGAGAGCCCUUGAGAUAAACAUGAGAGGUGCCAG
Catharus ustulatus (Swainson's thrush) is the source of this 1022-nucleotide messenger RNA. RefSeq lists its product as uncharacterized. The record is from RefSeq and is a predicted model, not a curated record. The coding region runs from base 187 to 801 and encodes 204 amino acids. Lineage: Eukaryota; Metazoa; Chordata; Aves; Passeriformes; Turdidae. The transcript has 7 exons.